Molecule: messenger RNA, 1903 nt
Organism: Coccinella septempunctata (seven-spotted ladybird)
Lineage: Eukaryota; Metazoa; Arthropoda; Insecta; Coleoptera; Coccinellidae
Gene: BBS8
Product: tetratricopeptide repeat protein 8
Exons: 6
Coding region: 439-1875 (478 amino acids)
Biological process (GO): non-motile cilium assembly
Cellular component (GO): BBSome; non-motile cilium; ciliary basal body
Molecular function (GO): protein binding
Source: RefSeq, a predicted model, not a curated record
CGCCUUAACGUGGUCAAUUUCUCUGUUUACCUCUGGCGCACGGAUUCGAGAGACGGAUGAUUUCCGGUCAAGAUAAUUGAGUUUCAAAAAUAUCGCAGGAAAUACCUGAUAUGGAAAUCACGAAAUUCCACGGCUCGUGAGAUCUCCACGUUAUAUUGUUGAAUAUCAAGUUCUGACUCAUUUUCAUUCGCUCAUUCGAAGACAUUUGCGUAACUUGUUCGUCAUUCAUUAACUACGAUAGAGCGAAAUUGUGGGAGAUAUACACGACGACGACGGUCAGCGAGUGCUGCUCUAAGAAAAUGACGCUAAUUGAUCGCAUCCUGAUUAAAACUGAAUGGACAAGUGAAUGACGUCGUAUAAUUGGACUACAAGAAAAAAUAUGGUGUAUAAUUAAAAAUUAGGUAUCAUAAUUUACAGCGGAAAUAACAAUCAAGAGGUAUGGGCUCCAUCCAUAACUUUUUCGAAGAAGUAUAUGAUCGAUAUGCAGUACAAUACAGGUACAACAUGGAUCGCAUGUACGAAGCCAUCAGUUUGUUCCGUCGUAAAAAAUACGAUGAAUGCAUAGAAAAAUGUACCGAAAUCCUAGACUCCAAUCCUCUGGAUCAAGCCGCUUGGUGUUUGAAAAUGCGCGCCAUAACUCAGAGAGUUUACGUGGACGAUAUAGAAACGGAGGAUGCUUUGGAAAGUGACAUUUUCGAUACUAACAUCGUUGCCACAGCUCCCAGGCCAGGCACAUCGCUGAAAACUUCUGUUGCAUCGACUUCCUCAAACAAUUUACCCUUCAGUGCCAGACCAAGGACCUCUACAGGUCGUCCCUUGACUGGUAUUGUCCGUCCAGGAACCCAAAAACGACCAGGUUCAACUCUGGAAUCCCUGAAAACCUCGCGACCACUCACAAGCCAAUCUUCCCGAGCCAUACGAAUAGGCACAGCCGCUAUGUUGUCCCAGAAAGAUGGCCCUUUCAUCCAAGUAUCAAGGUUGAACAUCAGCAAGUAUGCAAGAGACCCCUGCUUAUCAAAGCCACUCUUCGAAUAUCUCUUCUACUGCGAAGGGGACGUCAGGAAUGCAAUGGAGCUGGCGGUACUGGCCACUCAAUAUUGUGAAUUCAAAGAUUGGUGGUGGAAGGUUCAGCUGGCCAAAUGCUACGUCGUACUAAGUUUACCCAGAGAGGCGGAAGAACAGUUACGAAGCGCCUUGAAACAGCAGAAUCACGUGGAGACCUUUAUCAGAUUGAGCAGGAUAUAUACCAGAUUAGAUCAACCAUUGGCAGCUUUAGAUGUAUGCAAAACGGGUUUGGAGGUAUUUCCCAACGAUGUUACGCUUCUGGUGGAAAUGGCAAGGCUGAAUGAAAAUCUGGAAAACAGCUCUAUGUCCAUCAGGUUCUACAGGAGCGCCGUCAUCGAAGAUGCAAUGAACACUGAGUCGAUAGCAUGCAUAGGCAUGUAUCAUUUUUACAAUAAUCAACCUGAAUUGGCUCUCAGGUAUUACAGACGAGUUUUGGCUAUGGGGGCUCAUUCAGCUGAGCUAUACAACAAUCUAGGUCUUUGCUGUUUGUAUUCUCAGCAACUCGAUUUGACGCUUUCCUGUUUCCAAAGGGCGCUAGAUCUAGCGAUAGAUCCCUUGAUCAAGGCUGAGGUCUGGUACAACCUAGCUCACACCGCCUUAGCUGCUGGAGAUCUAGAAUUGGCAAUACUCUGCCUCAAUAUAUGCAUAAAUGCAGAUCCUACACACGCUCCAGCUUUCAAUAACUUGGCGGUUUUACACCAGAAAACUGGUCGGAAGGAUUUGGCCAAGGUAUAUUUUCAAUCUGCGAAGAAUUUGCAGGAAGAUAUGGAGGAAGCCAAUGCGAAUUUGGAAAUAUUAUUGAAAAAAUAAUGUAAAUAUAGGAGAGAAUAAAAAGUGA